CCGCGGGGCGUACUUCGCGGCUUCGGCUCCGGCUCCGGCGACUAGGACAGGACAGCGUUGUCUCCGGCUCCGGCAACAUGGCUGAGAAGCGGCACACAGGGGACGCCGAAGCCCGGAGGCUCCCCGACUCCUUCAGGGAUAGCCCUAGUACGGGCCUUGGACCUUGUGGCUGGAUUUUGGUGGCUGUCUCGUUCUUGUUCACAGUUAUAACUUUCCCAAUAUCAGUAUGGAUGUGCAUAAAGAUCAUAAAAGAAUAUGAAAGAGCCAUCAUCUUUAGAUUGGGUCGCAUUUUACAAGGAGGAGCCAAAGGGCCAGGUUUGUUUUUCAUUCUGCCGUGCACUGACAGCUUCAUCAAAGUGGACAUGAGAACUAUUUCAUUUGACAUUCCUCCUCAGGAGAUCCUCACCAAGGAUUCAGUGACCAUUAGUGUGGAUGGCGUGGUCUAUUACCGCGUGCAGAAUGCAACCCUGGCUGUGGCCAACAUCACCAAUGCCGACUCCGCAACCCGUCUUUUGGCACAAACAACUCUGAGGAACGUCCUAGGCACCAAGAACCUCUCUCAGAUCCUGUCUGACAGAGAAGAAAUCGCACACAACAUGCAGUGUACCCUGGACGACGCCACGGACGACUGGGGGAUAAAGGUGGAGCGCGUGGAGAUUAAAGACGUCAAACUGCCCGUGCAGCUCCAGAGAGCGAUGGCCGCAGAGGCCGAAGCAUCUCGCGAGGCCCGAGCCAAGGUCAUCGCGGCCGAGGGAGAAAUGAACGCGUCCAGGGCUCUGAAGGAAGCCUCCAUGGUCAUCACGGAGUCCCCCGCGGCCCUUCAGCUGCGGUACCUCCAGACCCUGACCACCAUCGCCGCUGAGAAGAACUCCACGAUCGUCUUCCCCCUGCCCAUAGACAUGUUGCAAGGCAUCGUAGGGGCAAAACAGUGAGCCACAGCGGCCGACACAGAGGUGCACCCUUCCCUUCCAGGGUAGAGUGGGGACCAACUCAGCCUUUAGCCCGUAAGGAGAGAGUAGGGCGGGACCUUGACUAUUCUUCCUCCCUUUCCUGUUCCAUAUGUUGACUGCGAGGUGCUUAGAGUGUGUAGUGAGCCUAGCAACAGACACAGAUGAAGAUCGUUAGCUUGUAAAUACUGAGAGAGAGAAGGGAUGUGGGGAGGGGGUUGGCGACUGGUGGUCUGUAAGAUCAUUUCUUACUCUUUUAAACUAUUUAAAAUUCAUACAUUUAGAUCAUUAUGUAAUAGGUUAGAUCCCCCUUCUUCUGACUUUCACUGGGUCAUUCUGCUCCCUCUAUCUGUCUGCAGCCAGACCAAAGGUGAGAAAAUAGGUUAUAACCACCACUUGACACCCUGGCUGGACAAAUGCUUUACAGAAAGCAUGACCCUGGGCUACGACCUGCUUCUCUGGGCCAUAUGUGCCUUACUUCCAGGGAACCUUAAGGAAAUUUUCCUACCAUCCAUCCACUUUCUAAGCCCAGACCUUGUUUCAAAAUAAUCCUCACUUGAGAGUUGGCAUUUUCAUGCCCGUACCCGUCAGCACUGGGGGAAAUGGUCAAGGUCACUGAAAAAGAUUAUCUUAACCCUUGAAAGACUUUUAAAUCUACUAUCCCAGAGAUCCUUUAAGAAUAAUGUGUUUCUUCUCUCCCUUUCUUUCAAACUUCUUUGAGUCUCUUUAUGACUCAGUGAUUCCUCUGUGGUCUUUCAAACCAGCUAAAUACUUGUCACAAAAGUGCUUUUUCCUCACUUUUGCCUAUUUUCAUAUAUCAGGUUCUAAAUAGUUCUGAUUUUUUAAAUAAAAUAUUCUCUAAGUUCUAUAAACAGUUCUUUGUAUACCCAUUUGAAUAGCUUAAGGACCAAUCUUUUUUAAAAAAAAUAUCUACAGCAGUUCUCUCUUAUUGUCUGCAUGCUCUUAAUAGUGUAUACUGUGAAAUAUCUUGGUUACCAGGCCCAGCCAUUCAACAUUAUAAGGAACUCACAAUAUAUUGGGCACAUAAUAGUCAGUGAGCUUGGGAAGACACUGUCAGACUUAGGGUAUAUAUAGAUGUAGGGUUUUUUUUUUUUUUGCCAAGUCGUCCUUUUCUAUACUGGAUGUCAGUGCCCAAAGAGGAAGUGGGCGCCCUCUCUGACCCGUGCUUUCUUGUUUCACAAUGGUAGGAAGCACCUUUUUACAAAUGCCUGUGGAUCCGAGCAAACUGGCAUUCCUCCUGUUAGUUCGAAAACCUGGCUGGUGACACUUAAACCACUUCCUCCUCAUGGCUCUGAGUUCACCUACAGAGCUCUUAGGAAUGGCAGCUCCCAUACCCAGAGCCACCCUUCAUACCCAUCCUUGGCUGCGUCCCUCGGUCAAUCCCAGACUGCGAGUGUCCCCUUCCCUAGCGCCCAUUUCCGAGCUUAUUUUAGAAGACCUUGAGCCACGCAUCCAGGUUCCUGGCGGAGUUUAUUAGAUGUAUAUGGCGCGUUUUGACUUGGAACUCAAGUUACAUUUCUAUUUAUAAUUUUCAACUAAUGAUCUCUCUUUGCAUGAGGUGGCUCACCCUUGACCAGUGAGGACCAGGAAACAGCCCCGUAUCCUGGCUGAAAGUCUCUUCUCAGGCUUAGAGUAACAGUGAUUUCUGCUCCUUUGACUGUCCCCAUUUCCAGAUACCAGUCUUCGCCUCUCUGCCUCGUGGAUUCACAGCCCAAUAGGUUGGGAUUAAAUUGCUUGAGAGGGAGGAAGGCAAAAGGGUGUAGGAUGAGAGCGCUGGCGCAAGAGUGUUUCCCACACGGCCUCCCUUUCCAACGCUGUACAUAAUACAGUGUGCACUUUUGCUCAUUC
Hyaena hyaena (striped hyena) is the source of this 2816-nucleotide messenger RNA. It is a transcript of the gene STOM, whose product is annotated as stomatin. The record is from RefSeq and is a predicted model, not a curated record. Lineage: Eukaryota; Metazoa; Chordata; Mammalia; Carnivora; Hyaenidae. The coding region runs from base 78 to 932 and encodes 284 amino acids. The transcript has 7 exons. Gene Ontology annotation, cellular component: plasma membrane.